CACCCAUUUCGGACUAUGAAUACCGGCCUAUGUAUAUACGUCAUUGGUUUGUGGUCCUGUGUGCAAGAGCCAUUACAGUUCUCCGCAAGAGGUCUCUGUGUUUUCAGUAUCCACAAUAUUUAAGGUUUAACAUAUUUAUUUUAUAUUUAUAUGAUGGAUGAAUAUGAUGAAUCAUCGGACAUUGAGAUGGUGCCUAUGGAGGAAAUUAUACAUGUAGAGAAAAAACCAAAUACUCUUAUUAAAGCUACUACAAAAGCAGAGUCACGGGUACAACCAUCAGAUAAUUUUUCCAAUAGAUCCACUAGCACAUUUACGACAGGUAUAGAUAUAUUCAGUAAAGAAGAAAGACUAAAGAUGGAAGAACGAGCAAAGCGUUUUGGUUUAACAGAGAAAUUAGAAAACGUAUUAUCUAAUGAAGAAGAUUUAUACAGCAGUAUGGGUAUCACAGAUGAUGGUGAAAAUGUGAAAAAUGUUAGAUUAAAUGUUAUUCAUGUCAGAGGAACUGAGGAAAUGAGUACCAAAGAUGUAUUAAAAUAUUUUCAAGAUUAUGCUCCACAGUCUAUUGAAUGGAUCAAUGAUAUUUCAUGUAAUGUAGUAUGGUUUGAUAACUUAUCAGCAGCCAGAGCCAUGUUAGGAUUGUCGAAAAAAAUAUCAGGAUGUGUUGGAAAAUAUUCAGAUGGAAAUCUUAGUUCAGAGGCAGAUUAUGAAAAUGGAAAAGAUUGCAAAGACAACAAUUUGAUGGCAUAUGGAAAAAAUAUACUUACUAAUACAAGCAAUAAUGGGAAAAAAGAAAAUUAUAUAAAUAUUAAAGAUAUUGUUCAUCCAUUACCUCCUGGUACAUGGAGAAAAGGAAUUGAUUAUCCAAAAUCUAAAGCAAUUUUUUUAAGAUUUGCAACUAGAAUGGAUAGGAAGCAGGCAAAUGCAGAAAAAAUAAGUGAAUACUAUAAAAAAUAUGGGAACCCUAAUUUUGGAGGUAUCAAAGGAAUUUUAACGGAAUCUCGUAAACGUAUGUAUAAACAAACAAAACAAACUCAGCAAAACAAACAUAGGUCGACUGAAAAAAAUAAACAAAUUAAGAAUCCAUGGGGUGCAUUAUCUGAGACAUGGGGUGUAAAUGAUAUUGUGGAAGAUGACUUUCUUCCAAGAAAUGAUCCAGAUCACGGACGUAGCGUAAAGGAUAGAUUGGGUACUAAAUUUUUGGAUAAGGAUGCGAUACGAGCGAUGGAAUCGACAGAGGCUAGCUCAAGUAGCGAUAGUGAGGAAAAUUGGUGUAAGCGAAGUAAAGUUUUGCGCAUGCGAAUGCAUGCUGAUGACGAAGAAGAGAAACAGCAAAAACGUCGAGCAAAAUUGCGAUAUCAAAUGAUCCUUAACAAUUUAAAUAACAGUGGUGAUUUGCGAUCAAAGUUAGGAAAGCCAAGAAUGAAAAUGCAGUAUUGUGAACCUAUUCAAGUAGUGAUCACGAACAUGAACCCACCAAAGUCGAAAUCUUUAAAACACGAUAGUGGUUCUGAGAUAGCAUGGAGGCGGGAUCAAAUAAUGAAUGAAAUUAAACUAUCAGAAAGGGAAGAGGGAGAAUGGCAAGAAUCAGAAACUGAAAAUGAUCAGGAAAAAGAAGAUGAAAAGAUUGAACAAAGCCAACAUAGGCAGUAUUCGUUAAUGGAAGAUGAGGAGGAGAAGAAAGAGGAAGAAAGACAAGAAGAGGAGGAAGAAGAGAAAGAUAAAAACAGGAAGGAUGAAGAGGAUAGUGCUGAUGAAGAUAGCAAUAUACCUGCAAAGGAAGUUCAGGGUCCUAAAGGAAGUGUGAUAAAGGUAGUUCCACCUAAGCCUCGUGUUGCCUCCACUGUAUGGGCAAGAUUAAAUCAUGUAAAAAGUGAAAUUAAUGACAGCUAUCUGAAAAAGAGACAAUCAGGAAGCCAUAAUUUAAGAAAUAUAUUGAAAGGUGGUGAUUUGCGAUCGCGCAUUGGGAAUCACACAAGAGGACGUUCUCCCUUGAGAAUAGAAGUGAAAAAUGACAAAUACACAAGAAAUGAAAGCGAUGGAGAAUGAUUGCAAUUCAAAUGAAUAAUAUGAAUUACUUGUUUAACAAUCCGACACUUGUAAAAAGCGCUUAUUAUUCCGAUUUAUUAUUUUACGAUACUUCAUUUUUCAUAACAUUUUAUAUUAUCUACUUAGCAUGUAAAAUCGUAUACUCAUACAUAUAUACAAGUAUAUAUAGAGUGUUUGAGACUAAACACUCAAUCUAUCUCAUUCUUAAUCAAAUAUGGAAUUACAGACUAACUCAAAUAUUUUCAUUACUAAAUCACCUGUGCUCUUUUAGAUGAUACUACUUUUAACUUUCGAUCUGAAUCGGAAAUAGUCUAAUUAGCCCGGAAGUAUAGUAAAAAAAUGAAAUAUGUUACUUUUUAUUGCAGAUUCUGAUUCUACUUCUGAUGAAAGUGAAGAUUUGAUAGGGCAAUUAUAUUCUAGAACUUAAAUCUUAUUUUUCAGAAAAUUUUUAAAAGUUUGCAAAUCAUGAAAUUUAUUUUUCUUUCCGGAAUGUCUCCUAUUAAGCAUAAAAAAUUAAUUUUUUGUCACAAAGUUAUAUGUGUUCUUUUCAAUGAUGCCAUUUUCAACUUCCAAUCUGGGUCAAAAGUAAAUUUGUUUGCAUUAAAAAUCGAUAUUUUUUUAAAAUAUAGCAUAAAAUUUUUUUUUAUAAAUUUUGAUUUUAUGCGAAAAUCAAAAACUUAAAACUCAAAUUAUUUUCUUACUUUUCUUCUUAGGAGUGAUAUGUAAAUAAAUAAUUUUGUUUAAGGCUUCUGAUCAGUCACCGUGACUAUAUUGGAUAGAUUAUUGGAUAUUAAUAUCAUUCAUAUUGGAUGACAUUAGAAGUAAGGAAAAUCAUGUCCAAAAUUCCUGCAAACCAUGGCUAAAUAAAAAGAUAUAUAAUUAAAAUUUCACUUGCAAUCUAUUUUCACACACACGUGUGUGUGAAUAUAUAUUCACAUACGUGUGAAAUGCGCUUCGGAUAUUUCUCUUUUGCCCAAAUAACUAUUAGAUAAAUAAAUAUAACAAAUCGCUUUGUUUUAACAGAAAUUAAUUAGCUGUGUGACUCGGUGUCAAAUAUGAUCGAAUAAUUAUUUAUAUGCAUUAAAUAUUAUAAUAAACACAAUACUCGCAGCAUUUCCACAAUUCCACAAUUGUAUUACAUGUGAUAUGCACUCAGUAAUAACACUGUGGUUUACGGGAAAAAAAUUGGACAUCUGUUUACAUCAUUACCUUCCAAAUAGCACAAUAAAUUCCUAAAGUAUUCCCGAAGUAUUCCUAAAAUAUUCUUCUUUCUUGAAAGGUAGUUCUUUAAGAAUUUUUACUUUACUUUAGGAGUAUACUUUAAGAACGAUUAAGGAAGUUACAUGCACCAUAAUUUCUGACAACCUUUUAAAGUAUUCAAUUUCGAAUUAUUUAUGUGUGUGUGUGUGGAACAACAGAUAUAUACUUCAUAAAUUUUUUUAUAUAAGAUAUAUAUUACUUUUUUCUAACAGAAACUACUCGUAAAUGUCGCAGCGUUUACUGAUUUUACUUGAAAAUUUUAGAUUACCUGAUUCCAAUAUUACAUCACAUUUAAAAAUUCUCACUGAUACUGGUGACUCGAACUUGAACUCCCUGAGGCAUCUCUGGAUUAUGAAAGUUUGUUGCUUUAGAUACUACAUUUUUUCGAUCGAUAUAAACAUCUUACAUUUUGUCUAUAUAUGUUGUAAUUAA
Odontomachus brunneus is the source of this 3738-nucleotide messenger RNA. RefSeq names its product nuclear cap-binding protein subunit 3-like. The transcript has 8 exons. Gene Ontology annotation, cellular component: nucleus; cytosol. The record is from RefSeq and is a predicted model, not a curated record. NCBI's taxonomy places the organism in Eukaryota, Metazoa, Arthropoda, Insecta, Hymenoptera, Formicidae. Bases 151 to 2046 code for a protein of 631 amino acids. Gene Ontology annotation, molecular function: RNA 7-methylguanosine cap binding; mRNA binding.